This is a messenger RNA of Cetraspora pellucida, 1440 nucleotides long. The record is from the annotation of a GenBank genome assembly. NCBI's taxonomy places the organism in Eukaryota, Fungi, Glomeromycota, Glomeromycetes, Diversisporales, Gigasporaceae.
AUGCAAAAUGGUGUGUCUCUUGAUUCAAAUGCCAACGGCGACAUGAUGUCUAUGAGUCCACAAGCAGCUAAUCAAAAUCAGAUAAAGGCAAACAUGGUUCAGAGAAGAAUGAUACCAGGCAUGAUGAAUCAAAUGCAAGCGAUUCCUGGGGGAAAUAGAAUUUUGCCUUUACAAAUGCAGCAAAACAUGUUAGCCGCUCAAAACGCAAUGGUCCAAGCUCAAAAUACGCAACUUCCUAGUCAAUCACAACAACCAUCAACGCCUACAUCCCAAGUGGUGGUAUCAGGUUCCACACAAGUACAUAUGGCCCAGCCCGGUCCAACACAGGCUAACCAUUCUUUGAAACGUAAUAACGAGGGAGUGAAUCAGCCUUUAUCAUCACCCACAAAGAGAGCGAGAAUGACACCGAAUGAGACUAAUUAUUUACAAAGUGUCGCGACUCAACGAUCUGGCACGGUAAAUCAACAAGCUCAGUUACCAAUUGCACAGCAAAAUAAUAUGGUUUUAACCACGGUGCGUCCCCUUGCGAACGCAAUUUCUUCCCCGGAACUUAAAUCUAAUAACCGCCAGCCCUCACUUCAAAAUGGGAAAUCCAAGAACGCCCCUACCCCGCAAAUGCAACAAAUGAGACAGUCACAAGUGCAGAAUAUUAAUAGUAAAUCGAUAUCACCACAUGGAAAUCUGCAAUCCCUGUCUGUUCAAAGCUCGCAUGAUAUCCAGGAUCCACAGCUAAUGAACCAGGUUAACCUUCAAAUAAAAAAUCCUCACGAUCACAACGCAAACAUUCACAACAAUCCUUUACAUGCAAUACCGAUGCAAAACACGAUGAACCAAGCCAAUCUUAUUAGACCGAACAUCCCUGGUGCCACUAUUAUGCAAAAUUACGGUGGAAUGGGAAUGACUGGAAUGGUCUCAUAUCCAAACAACAUACUGAUGCAGCGGACAUUAAUGAGACCUAAUGAUCCUAACGCACAAAAAUUCUCUCAAAAUAUUCUUAGUAUGGAUCAAAACUCGAUAGAUAAAUAUACUAAACAGACUAGGACUGAAAAUAAUAAGGUAGUAAAGGUGAGAUUUGUUACUCAACAACAGCAGCCUAGUGGCGGAUCUUCUAUCACUGCAACUACUCCACAACAGAUGGUAGUUUCAAAUGGACAGGCGCAAUCACAGCAAACUGCAUCAACUCCAUCAUCAGGAGUAAUGCCAUCUAUUAAUUCUCAACAAGAUAUGCAAGGUUCUCUCAAUAUGAAUAUAGAGGAGCUUGAGAAUUUUGCUGCGCAACUUUCUUUGCCAAUUGAGGACUUUAAUUAUGAUAUACUCGCAACUGGUGCUGGUACCAAUGACAAUUCACUUGAUAUUGGCGAUAUUCUUAACCUCGAUUUAUUAGAAGAUAUUGGACCUCCAAAUAAUACAGGUCCAAAUGCGGCUAGCAAUGGCAACUAA